Aspergillus affinis is the source of this 774-nucleotide messenger RNA. RefSeq lists its product as uncharacterized. NCBI's taxonomy places the organism in Eukaryota, Fungi, Ascomycota, Eurotiomycetes, Eurotiales, Aspergillaceae. The record is from RefSeq and is a predicted model, not a curated record. The transcript has a single exon. Bases 1 to 774 code for a protein of 257 amino acids.
AUGCCCUACCACCCCGGCUUCAAAUGGGACCAGCAUGCUGGCUUAAAUUCUGCCUUCCAGUCCCGACCAAACGCCACAACUCUGACCUCUCUACGUCUCGAAAACAGCCUCAUUGACAGCAACACCCUUGCGGAGCUUCUCUCCGCCACUCCGAACCUUCAAUCCCUCUACUACGAAUUCAGCCCCCCCUUCAAAAGCUUGACUGUUAUUGAGAGGUGGCAGAACCCUGCUCCAGAGCCUUGGAGGUUCGAUUUCCAUGCACUAGCGCUUGCUUUGCACCAGGUGCCUACGCUUCAAGAGCUCUGUAUAACAAUUAAUUGGCAUGCCAAUUUCACCGGGCCGAGGGAGUCGAUGCUCGAAAUCUCUUCUGAGUUCUCGUCUCUGGCACCGUUGACGAGAUUGCGGAAAUUGGCCAUCCAGUAUGAAUUACUAUUGGGAACGGGGCCGUCCGUUCACUCGACUUGCUUGGAAUCGUUGCCGUGGAGUUUAGAAUCUUUGGCGAUUCUAUACUCGUUUGACACGGACCAUCAGCUGGGCGAGGACUGGAAGUUUGCAGAGUAUAUGGAUAAGAUAAGGCUGUUUUCAGAAAAUAGAGGGGAUGGGAAGUCAAAAUUAAAAGAGGUAUUGUUGGAGCCAAUAUUUGAAUUUAUAGACAGCGAUACGCCGGAUGAGGAUUUUGAAGAGGCAUUGGAAGGGUGGCAGUAUUUGGGGAAGCGCAAUCGGGUGCGAUGUGUCGAGGCGGACCCCUUUGAUUGGGAUGAUUGGAUUAGCUGA